AUGGCUUUUUCUCGCAUGUCCACGUCCUCCAUCACAAUAAGUUUGCCCGGCACCAUUUCUGCAGAAUCCUUUCAGUUUAAAGAUCACAGUAAGGGUGCGCUGCUGGGUUUAAGGCCAAGGAUUGAGAUGGGAGAUGCAGUCAUUCGUAUCCAAAGGAUUUGGAGAUGCUACCACAAUAGAAAGAUGUUUAAACUUCUUAAGCAAGCGGCCCGUGCUGCUGAAACAUCUGCAACAUAUAAUAUAUUGAAGAAAGUUAGCCCAUUAGAGGCAGAAUUAUUAAGAGAUCCUGGCAUGCAGUGUAAGGUCAGAUUCAGAUUUGCAGGUUAUGAGUUUCCGCCUUUCAUAGUCUUUAAAAUUUUUCAUCAUACUGGUGGUUAUGGAAACCGAUACAUAAGUGGAAAGAGAAUAAUUAAUCCUUCAAGUGGGGGUGCAGAGGAUGCCUGCAAACUAAUGGGGCAUCGUGCUUACUACGAGCAAAUGAUAUGUGAUGAACUCGAGUAUCGUAAACAUAGAAUAACCAAUGUCAUAGAUGUAGCAACCUUGAAAGAUUACAUGCAAUAUAUCAGUCACCUAGAUGAGACACCUGCUCACCUUGGAGGACGUGAUAACUGCUGGAGGAGGCUGUCUCUCAAAAAUGUGCCAAGGACAACGAUUAUGUAUGAUAUAGUAGACUACGCGGAGUCUGGAACGCUUUCAGAUAGACUUAAACAGGAAAUGAAGUUACUCCUGCAGGUCCCUAACACAGAAGAUAUUCAACGAAGGCAACUCAGUGCUAUAACCCAAGUCAGAUCUCCUGCACCACCACCUUCUUCAGCAGUCUCUGCGUUUCUAUCUUCUCCACAUGCUCCUAGACACUCAUCACGACGCUCUCAGAAGGCUCGCUUGAAAGUAGCAAAAAUGAGGAGAAUUUAUGGUUUAGAGAAAGAGGAUCACACAUCUAACUCCACAGAAGUCAACACCAGCCAGGUCUACAAUUUAAAUGAGAAGCUGGAUCAGGUGGCCUUUUCAGAUGAAGACUGGGAAGAAGAAGCUGAGAAACUUUAUACUUGGAGCCAAGGACUGUCCGUGGAUGAAACAAGAGUACCAUCACCAGUAUUUCACUAACAAAGUCCUAUUAUAACUUGGCUGUGUGGUUGGAAGUGGAAAAUGACAAUUUAUGUAUUCCAGUUAUUGUCAAUACAGGUAUAUGAAUGUUACCACAGUGUGUUUAUCUGCUUCCUACCAAAUGAGCCUGGAACAUUGUCCCAAAAUGCAUUGAUAUAAUUAACUGGUUAAAUAUGGAUUGUUGAACAAAAACAGACUCUAAAUUUCAGAAUGCCCCCCUUGAGCCCAAAAUGCACAAACGUGUCACUUAAACCUAAAUAUGA
Spea bombifrons (plains spadefoot toad) is the source of this 1367-nucleotide messenger RNA. It is a transcript of the gene C2HXorf58, whose product is annotated as chromosome 2 CXorf58 homolog. The record is from RefSeq and is a predicted model, not a curated record. Gene Ontology annotation, molecular function: protein binding. NCBI's taxonomy places the organism in Eukaryota, Metazoa, Chordata, Amphibia, Anura, Pelobatidae. Bases 1 to 1104 code for a protein of 367 amino acids. The transcript has 8 exons.